UUCCAAUGUAAUUAUUUCUUUCUUAUAAUAAUAAUAAUAAUAUAACAUACCUUGUUAUUUUUAUUCUUCUUCCAUAAUAGGUAGAUUGUCCUAAACACUUAAUUAGGGGGAAGAAAAGCCAAAACCCUAUAAACCUUUUGUAAAUAUUUCAUAUUCCAUCAUAUACAAAGACAAAGAAAGAAACACGUUGGUGUUUGGUGAAGAAAACAAAGAAGCAUAGAUAGGAUUAUAUAUAUAAACACAGCUUUGUUCAUAACACCAAUCCAAAGGUUUGUUUUUUAGUUUUUGUUCAUCAAGUCAAAGAAUGAAGGAUUCUGGUUACUCGGGCGGAGACGCAGCGGCGGGAGGCGGUGGCAACCACCUCUUGGUGAGGAGGGUGAUGCAAAUGACUAUGGUGGUUCUUGCUUUUGUUGUGGUGUGGAUCCUCAUGUAUAACUCUUCUUCUCCCUUUGCAAUCCCUGUUUUCUCACGUUACAUCACUACUCGUGACUCAACAAUGAUAAGCUAUGACCCAGAGCUAGAGAGCGUUCUAAGAAAUGCUUCUAUGGAGAAUAAGACAGUGAUAAUUACAACUUUGAAUGAUGCAUGGGCAGAGCCAAAUUCAAUAUUUGACAUAUUCCUCAAGAGUUUUCACCUUGGGAUUGAGACGGAGAGAUUGUUGAAACACUUGGUGGUAAUAACUUUGGACCAGAAGGCACAUGCUCGUUGUCAAGCUUUGCACCCUCAUUGCUAUCAUCUUGAGACAAAGGGUGACAACUUCACCAAAGAAGCAUUUUUCAUGACACAAGAUUACUUGAAAAUGAUGUGGAGAAGAAUUCAGUUUCUCGGCUCUGUUCUUGAAAUGGGCUACAGCUUUGUCUUCACGGAUACUGAUAUAAUGUGGCUGAGGAACCCAUUCAAUGAAUUCUACAAUGAUGGAGAUUUCCAAAUUGCUUGUGAUUUCUAUAAUGGAAACUCCAAUGACUUGAAUAACCUACCAAAUGGAGGCUUCACCUAUGUAAAGUCCAAUGAGAAAACAAUUUGGUUCUACAAGUUUUGGUUGAAUUCAAGAAAAGCAUACCCCAAGAUGCAUGAUCAAGAUGUUUUCAACAAGAUCAAGAUGAACCCUCUCAUUCAAAACAUUAAGUUAAAGAUUAGGUUCCUAGGCACAACGCAUUUUGGGGGGUUUUGCCAGCCCAGCAAGGAAUUCAACCAGGUUUGUACAAUGCAUGCUAAUUGCUGUGUUGGUUUGGACAACAAAGUCAAUGAUCUCAAAAUCUUGCUUGACGAUUGGUCAAAGUAUAUGGCAUUGCCUAACAAUACAAAACCAAAUGUACAUACUUCUUGGACUGUGCCACAAAGUUGCAAGACAUCAUUUCAGCGUAGUAGAAACAGGAAAAACAAAGGCAGAUGAUGAUGACCAACAAUUCAUAUAAUUGCUGCUUGAUGAUUGUAUAAAGGUGUCGAAGGUUGGAUCUAUAUAUCAAUCACGUUACAGAUCACAGCAAAAGAUUUGGGUUGUCAAACCUUUUUUUCUUCCUUGGAAGUAAACAAAUUGAAAGGAAAAAAAAAUGGAGGACAUGGAGAAUUGUUCAAAUUCUCUGAUUAUGUGAAAACUCACCAUUUUGAACUUUAUAGUCUUUUAAGUUAAAUUGAUAUUAUUGU
Molecule: messenger RNA, 1644 nt
Organism: Arachis ipaensis
Lineage: Eukaryota; Viridiplantae; Streptophyta; Magnoliopsida; Fabales; Fabaceae
Source: RefSeq, a predicted model, not a curated record